AUGUCUCACACGGCCAGUCUCAUACGGCCAGAGGCUGUGGCGUUAACGUUAUCUUCUUCGAAAGCUAGAGUUAAGAAUGUUCAGAACGCGGCGUUCCGCUCAGCCGUAUUCAGCCACAGCUUGUCUGGAGUAAACCUCCAGCGAAUCUCGGUUGUCCUCUACACCGUAUUCCCUCUCAAUCGCUACUGCAAAAUGUCAGACCUCUCCCAUCUCCGCGAACAACUCAUCGGCUCCUGGAAACUGGUGAAGUUUGUCUCCGAGCCGGUAAACGGGACGGAACCAUGCAAUUAUUUCCCCUUUGCCAGAGGAGCCCAGGGAUUCAUCAUCUACACCAGCGACGGACAUAUGCCCGUGCAUCUCAUGCGGCCCGGGGCACCACGUUGUACCUCUGCUGGAUUUCUUGAAGGGUCGAAAGACAAACUGGCCCUUUCAAUGAAGCACUAUCUCGCAUACGCCGGACGAUUUGAUGUUAGGGAAACAGACGGAGGCGCGCUCCUCAGACAUCACAUACUGGUUUCGUCGUAUCCUGACUGGCUUGGGACCGUUCAGGAGCGAAGAGCCUUGCUUGAGGGGGAUGUACUGAGGUUAGAAACUGUUAAUAUCCUGGAAAAGGAGGGUUUUCAGCAGCGUUGGGUUUUGACUUGGAAAAAGACGGAUGGCCUUGAUGACUUGAUGUAA
Aspergillus terreus NIH2624 is the source of this 678-nucleotide messenger RNA. Its product is annotated as lipocalin-like domain-containing protein. The transcript is spliced from 3 exons. The record is from RefSeq and is a predicted model, not a curated record. Lineage: Eukaryota; Fungi; Ascomycota; Eurotiomycetes; Eurotiales; Aspergillaceae. The coding region runs from base 1 to 678 and encodes 225 amino acids.